GCAGCUCCUAGCAGCUGGGGUUUCCCUCACCUCUUGAGUGGCCAUGUCUAACCCCACCGCCCCGCCUCCAUAUGAGGACCGCAACCCUCUGUAUCCUGGCCCUCCACCCCCUGGAGGCUAUGGACAACCAUCUGUUCUGCCAGGCGGAUACCCUGCCUACCCUGCCUACCCACAGCCUGGCUACGGUCACCCUGCUGGCUACCCACAGCCAAUGCCUCCUAUGCACCCGAUGCCCAUGAACUAUGGCCCUGGUGGCUAUGAUGGGGAAGAGAGAGCUGUGAGUGACAGCUUCGGGCCUGGAGAGUGGGAUGACCGGAAAGUACGACAUACCUUCAUCCGAAAGGUCUACACCAUCAUCUCAGUCCAGCUGCUCAUCACAGUGGCCAUCAUUGCGAUCUUCACCUUUGUGGAGCCAGUCAGUGCAUUUGUGAGGAGGAACGUGGCAGUAUACUACGUGUCCUAUGCCGUUUUCAUUGUCACCUACCUGACCCUCGCCUGCUGCCAGGGACCCAGACGCCGGUUCCCGUGGAACAUCAUCCUGCUCACCCUCUUUACUUUUGCCAUGGGCUUCAUGACGGGCACCAUUUCCAGUAUGUAUCAAACCAAAGCCGUCAUCAUUGCGAUGAUCAUCACAGCAGUGGUGUCCAUUUCCGUCACCAUCUUCUGCUUUCAGACCAAGGUGGACUUCACCUCCUGUACAGGCCUCUUCUGUGUCCUGGGAAUUGUGCUGAUGGUGACUGGGAUUGUCACUAGCAUUGUGCUGUACUUCAAAUAUAUUUACUGGCUCCACAUGCUCUAUGCUGCUUUGGGGGCCAUUUGUUUCACCCUGUUCCUGGCUUACGACACACAGCUGGUCCUGGGGAACCGGAAGCAUACCAUCAGCCCGGAAGACUACAUCACGGGUGCCUUGCAGAUCUACACAGACAUCGUCUACAUCUUCACCUUUGUGUUGCAGCUCGUGGGGGAUCGCAACUGAAGCACCCCAUUUCACACACCCUGGCCUUUCCCUUCCCUGGAGGGCUAGGCCCUGGGCCUUGGUUCUGGGCCUCAGGCCUCUUCUUACCCUCACGUAAUAUGUCCAGUUUUCUUUCUGUCCUAGGGAUGGGUGGCCUCUAGCUGGGGAUGUAUGGGAACCUGAGGGGCUCAAGUUGCUGAGAACUCUUGCCCUUGGUAGGCCAGGCAAGGACUAGGCUGAAGUUUUGUCUCUGCCUUCCACACAACUCUUAGCAGCUACGGUUGUGUCUAUGUGUGAAAGGAGCUUCUUUUAUUGUCAAAAGGGAAUAUGAACAUGGAAGGGCCUUCAAAGAUGAAGAGAUUCAUCUCCCUCCUUUGCCACAGGAUCCUAGGCCAGGUAGCCAGAACUGUUCUCUCCUAAACCCCAAAAAGCCAUAUAGCCGUGUCACCAGCACCUGGACUCACAGGACUCUACCCUGCACUCCCUAGGCUUGGCACCUCUUAGCUCUGGAUGAUAGAAGAGCUCUGCACCCAGAGCCUCUGCUCCAACUUCAUGUUUCAGUAACAUGUAUAUAUUGUUUAUCUAGAUUAGGGGUGGGGGAAGAGAGAAAGCAAAGUAGAACAUAGGGCCCAAUCCAGAGCAAUAUCUAUCCUGGGCUUCUUUCAGGCUUGGAUGGUGGUAGAGAAUAGCCACUGGAGCCAUCUAAGUCCUGUUCUUCAAACCUACUUGAGGGCUGCUGAGAUCUUUUGUCACAGGAGCCUUUCUCCACACAGUUGCUCAGAGAAGAAAGUGGGGAGGGAGGCCGAAGGUCUGCAAAACUGGUUUGUAAGAUCUCAAGCGUGACUGGGAAGCAGGGUGAGGAGCCAUAGUGGGAACAGGGGAAAUGCCUUAGGGUCCACUGGUCUGAGAAAUACUGAAGCCGGCUAUGGUACCCAAGGAGACUGUGUGUCCUUUCCUCUGCUCACCCAGGGAGGGUCCUGGGUGGAGAGUGAUGUCCUUUCUCCAUCUGGUCUGACCUUCUGCUGGAGGGUUUUAGACUGAAGCCCUGACUGCCACCAGCCACUGCUUUCUUCGUAAUACAAGUGCCUGAAGCUGGGAUGGAGGUUGGGGACAUCAGCACAAGGAUAUCAUUAUAACUUCUCUAUUGAGUAGUUGAUCCUAAAUAUAUCACAUGAAGAGGUAUCAAUUCGAAAUGUAAUAUAGUCCUGUGUUUAGAAGUUAAA
Molecule: messenger RNA, 2178 nt
Organism: Dipodomys ordii (Ord's kangaroo rat)
Lineage: Eukaryota; Metazoa; Chordata; Mammalia; Rodentia; Heteromyidae
Gene: Tmbim1
Product: transmembrane BAX inhibitor motif containing 1
Exons: 11
Coding region: 44-976 (310 amino acids)
Biological process (GO): negative regulation of apoptotic signaling pathway
Cellular component (GO): membrane; Golgi apparatus; endoplasmic reticulum
Source: RefSeq, a predicted model, not a curated record